Cheilinus undulatus (humphead wrasse) is the source of this 1005-nucleotide messenger RNA. RefSeq names its product trace amine-associated receptor 1-like. Gene Ontology annotation, molecular function: trace-amine receptor activity. Gene Ontology annotation, biological process: G protein-coupled receptor signaling pathway; cell surface receptor signaling pathway. Gene Ontology annotation, cellular component: membrane. The transcript has a single exon. NCBI's taxonomy places the organism in Eukaryota, Metazoa, Chordata, Actinopteri, Labriformes, Labridae. The record is from RefSeq and is a predicted model, not a curated record. Bases 1 to 1005 code for a protein of 334 amino acids.
AUGGGACCAGAUUUGUCCAACAACAGGACUGUCAUAGUUGUGGACAUCCAUCCCUGCUAUGAAAUCUCUGAUUUCAGCUACAUCCUGACUAAAAGCCCAUCCAUAAUCUGUGUGCUGUUAUAUCUGUUCCUGUUUUUGUUGUCUUUAGUCACAGUGUGUGGAAACCUUCUUGUCAUGAUCUCCAUCAUGUACUUCACUCAGCUGCACUCUCCUACUAACUAUCUGAUCCUCUCUCUGGCUGUGGCCGACUUUCUUGUAGGGGUGCUGGUUAUUCCUCUCAGCAUGGCGUUUUCUCUCAGCUCCUGUCUCUAUCAGGAGGAUUUAUUUUGUAAAGUCCGCAACAGUUUUGACGUGUUUCUCAGCACGUGCUCUAUUCUGAACCUCUGUUGUAUUUCCAUUGAUAGAUAUUAUGCAGUGUGUCAGCCCCUGACCUAUAAAGCUAAAAUCAAACAUCAUGUUGCUGGGGUCAUGAUCCUGAUCAGCUGGGGGGGCUCGGUUCUCAUUGGGAUUGGGGUCUUAAUUGCUGGACUGAACAAUGAAAAAUGUGAAGACGGCUGUUUUAUUGAUAUGCUUAUGGAAAACACAGUUGGACCGAUUCUAUCCUUUUACCUCCCAGUGAUAAUAAUGCUCUGUGUCUACUUGAAGAUUUUCCUGGUGGCGCUGAAACAGGCUCGCAGAAUCCAGAACAAAACAUGUCAGAGCACCAAGUCUGGAGCCACGGUCAGUAAGAGUGAGAGAAAGGCCACCAAGACUUUAGCCAUAGUUUUAGGAGUUUUCCUCCUGUGUUGGACUCCUUUCUUCCUCUGCCUCACCUUUUCUCCUUUCAGCCAGAAUCCAGCUCCAGUUCCUGUGUUUGAAGCUCUGAUCUGGCUCUCGCUGGUCAACUCAAUGUUCAAUCCUUUCAUCUAUGCUUUCUUUUACAGCUGGUUCAGGACGGCCUUUAUGAUGAUUGUUACUGGGAAAAUAUUUCAGGGUGAUUUAACAAACACCAAACUGCUGAGAUAG